UGGGAGCCCGCGGGUGCUGAGGGGCAGCCCCGCGCCUCUCGCGGUCGAGUUCGGGCCUGACGGCCGGGGAGCCGGGGCCGGGGCGGCGGGGAGCAGCCCCUGGGCGCGCUGAGCCCGCAGCCCGCACCAGACCGCCCCGGAGCACGCGGUCCCGAGUCCCGCACAGUUCCAGAUGACUGGUGCCACCCGAGCCCUGGAAACCUGCUCCGUGCUCCUCCCAGCCCUUCAGCCCCAGCCCGGAAGAGACGCUCAGCCGGCCCGGGGUCUCAGGGAGCCCUGGUAGGUGGGCUCUUCCGGAGCCCUUCCGCUGCCCAGUCCUCCUCUCCAGCGCCAGUGGAAGCAGACGCCAGCCAGGAUGCCGAGGAACCAGGGCUUCUCCGAGCCCGAGUACUCCGCCGAGUACUCAGCGGAGUAUUCCGUCAGCCUGCCCUCUGACCCUGAACGCGGGGUGGGUCGGACCCAUGAAAUCUCCGUCCGGAACUCGGGGUCUUGCCUGUGUCUGCCUCGCUUCAUGCGCCUGACCUUCGUGCCUGAGUCCUUGGAGAACCUCUACCAGACCUACUUCAAAAGGCAGCGUCACGAGACCCUGCUGGUUCUGGUGGUCUUCGCGGCCCUGUUUGACUGCUACGUGGUGGUCAUGUGCGCUGUGGUCUUCUCCAGCGACAAGCUGGCCCCCCUCGUGGUGGCGGGGAUCGGACUGCUGUUGGACGUCAUCCUCUUUGUACUCUGCAAAAAGGGUCUGCUCCCUGACCGGGUCAGCCGGAAGGUGGUUCCCUACCUGCUGUGGCUGCUGAUCACAGCCCAGAUCUUCUCCUAUCUGGGCCUGAACUUCGCCCGGGCCCACGCGGCCAGUGACACUGUGGGCUGGCAGGCCUUCUUUGUCUUCUCCUUCUUCAUCACGCUGCCUCUCAGCCUCAGCCCCAUCGUGCUCAUCUCUGUGGCCUCCUGUGUUGUGCACACACUCGUCCUGGGGGUCACGGUGGCCCAGCAGCAGCAGGAGGAGCUGCAGGGGAUGCAGCUGCUGAGAGAGAUCCUGGCCAAUGUCUUCCUCUACCUGUGCGCCAUCAUCGUGGGCGUCAUGUCCUACUACAUGGCCGACCGGAAGCACCGCAAGGCCUUCCUGGAGGCCCGCCAGUCUCUGGAGGUGAAGAUGAACUUGGAGGAGCAGAGCCAGCAGCAGGAGAACCUCAUGCUCUCCAUCCUGCCCAAGCACGUGGCUGACGAGAUGUUGAAGGACAUGAAGAAAGACGAGAGCCAGAAGGACCAGCAGCAGUUCAACACCAUGUACAUGUACCGGCACGAGAACGUCAGCAUCCUCUUUGCGGACAUCGUGGGCUUCACCCAGCUGUCAUCUGCCUGCAGCGCUCAGGAGCUGGUGAAGCUGCUCAACGAGCUCUUUGCCCGCUUUGACAAGCUGGCCGCUAAAUACCACCAGCUCCGGAUCAAGAUCCUGGGCGACUGCUACUACUGCAUCUGCGGCCUGCCCGACUACCGCGAGGACCACGCCGUUUGCUCCAUCCUCAUGGGGCUCGCCAUGGUGGAGGCCAUCUCGUACGUUCGUGAGAAGACCAGGACCGGAGUGGACAUGCGUGUGGGCGUGCACACGGGCACGGUGCUGGGUGGCGUCCUGGGCCAGAAGCGCUGGCAGUAUGACGUGUGGUCCACUGACGUCACUGUGGCCAACAAGAUGGAGGCUGGCGGCAUCCCAGGGCGCGUGCACAUCUCCCAGAGCACCUUGGACUGUCUGAAGGGCGAGUUCGACGUGGAGCCGGGCGAUGGGGGCAGCCGCUGCGAUUACCUGGAAGAGAAGGGCAUCGAGACCUACCUGGUCAUCGCCUCCAAGCCGGAGGUGAAGAACACAGCCACCCAGAAGGGCCGCCACGGCUUGGCCCUCCCGAAUGGAGCCCCAGUGUCCUCGAAGCCCAGCUCCCCUGUCCUCAUUGAGACCAAGGAGCCUAAUGGCAGUGCCCACACCAGCGGCUCCACAUCGGAGGAGCCUGAGGAGCAGGAGGCCCAGGCCGACAACCCCUCGUUCCCCAACCCCCGCCGCAGGCUGCGCCUCCAGGACCUGGCUGACCGAGUGGUGGAUGCCUCCGAGGAUGAGCAUGAGCUCAACCAGCUGCUCAAUGAGGCCCUGCUGGAGCGAGAGUCUGCCCAGGUGGUAAAGAAGAGAAACACAUUCCUCCUCUCCAUGCGCUUCAUGGACCCGGAGAUGGAGACCCGCUACUCGGUGGAAAAGGAGAAGCAGAGUGGGGCCGCCUUCAGCUGCUCCUGUGUGGUCCUGCUCUGCACCGCCCUGGUUGAGAUCCUCAUCGACCCGCUGAUGACAAACUAUGUGACCUUCGUGGUUGGGGAGAUCCUGCUGCUGAUCCUGACCAUCUGCUCACUGGCCGCCAUCUUUCCCCGGGCCUUUCCUAAGAAGCUUGUGGCCUUCUCAACUUGGAUUGACCGGACCCGCUGGGCCAGGAAUACCUGGGCCAUGCUGGCCAUCUUCAUUCUGGUUAUGGCAAACGUCGUGGACAUGCUUAGCUGUCUCCAGUACUACGCAGGACCCUACAACGGGACGGCAGAGCUAGAGCUAGAGGGCAGCUGCCUGGAGAACCCCAAGUAUUACAGCUACAUCGCCGUGCUGUCCCUCAUUGCCACCAUCAUGCUGGUGCAGGUCAGCCACAUGGUGAAGCUUACACUCAUGCUGCUGGUCACGGGCGCAGCGGCCACCAUCAGCCUCUACACCUGGUGCCCUGUCUUUGAUAAAUACGACCACAAACGCUUCCAGGAGCAUGCCUUUCCCAUGGUGGCCUCAGAGAAGAUGCAGGUGCUUUCCACCCCUGGGCUCAAUGGCACAGACAGCAGGCUGCCCCUGGUACCUUCGAAGUACUCGAUGACAGUGAUGAUACUCAUCAUGAUGCUGAGCUUUUACUACUUCUCCCGACACGUGGAAAAACUGGCACGAACACUGUUUUUGUGGAAGAUUGAGGUCCAUGACCAGAAGGAACGUGUGUAUGAGAUGCGACGCUGGAAUGAGGCCCUGGUCACCAACAUGUUGCCUGAGCAUGUCGCGAGGCAUUUCCUUGGGUCCAAGAAGAGAGAUGAGGAGCUGUAUAGCCAGUCCUAUGAUGAGAUUGGAGUCAUGUUUGCCUCUCUGCCCAACUUUGCUGACUUUUAUACUGAGGAGAGCAUCAAUAAUGGUGGCAUCGAGUGUCUGCGGUUCCUCAAUGAGAUCAUCUCUGAUUUCGACUCUCUCCUGGACAACCCCAAAUUCCGGGUCAUCACCAAGAUCAAAACCAUUGGCAGCACCUAUAUGGCAGCUUCAGGAGUCACCCCAGAUGUGAACACCAAUGGCUUCACCAGCUCAAACAAGGAGGAGAAGUCAGACAAGGAGCGUUGGCAACACCUGGCUGACCUGGCGGACUUUGCCCUUGCUAUGAAGGAUACGCUUACAAACAUCAACAACCAGUCCUUCAACAACUUUAUGCUGCGCAUAGGCAUGAACAAAGGAGGGGUUCUGGCUGGGGUCAUUGGAGCCCGGAAACCACACUACGACAUCUGGGGCAAUACAGUCAACGUGGCCAGCAGGAUGGAGUCCACAGGGGUGAUGGGCAACAUUCAGGUGGUGGAGGAAACACAAAUCAUCCUCCGAGAGUACGGCUUCCGCUUUGUGAGGCGAGGUCCCAUCUUUGUGAAGGGGAAGGGAGAGCUGCUGACUUUCUUCUUGAAGGGACGAGACAGGCCACCUGCCUUCCCCAAUGGCUCCUCCGUUACACUGCCCCACCAGGUGGUGGACAACUCCUGAAUGGGCUCUGGCCCCACAACGAUCCACAUGGGAAGGGAGAAUUUAUUUUUUGGAACUGAAGAAAGGCAUCGGGAAAUGGCAAAUGGCCAAGUCCCAGUGUUCUCGAAUUGCUGAAGUGCACAGUCCCAUAGACUUUAGGUUCAAGAAUCUCAAGCCUUCAUCUGUUUGUGGAUAGGUGAGCUCUGAGGGUGGCCAUACUAUUCCUCAGUGUGCCUAUAGCUUCCCCAGAGUAGGAGUCUUAGGCAUAGUACUGGAACAGCCCUUCUUCCCCAGAGAGGCCACUGUGAGCAGGAGUGGAGCAGAGGUGGGACACGGCUGCCUGUGCCGCCGGGCUGGGAGCACAGAUGGGGUGCUCUGCUGCAGAUGGGGCCUGGCAGGGCUGGCACUGCUGGAGGAUGCUGCACUCCUGGCUGGAACCUGACAGUAUGCUGUUGUGAAGGGAGCUUCCCAGAGACCUGGCUGUCUCCACAUGGUCCCAGUUAGAUUAAUUAAGCAGCCCUAGUCCUGAUGUUCCUGAUAAUCUUGAAAGGUUCUUCUGGAACCCUAUCACCUUAGUCAUGAGAGCAGAAAGUGCAAUAUUUCCUUUCACCUGGUUGGGGGGGGGGGUUAUUUCUGAAAGAAAAUUAUAUAGACAGAUCUUCUACAUUUAUAUUUUUAACCUGUUAAAAACACUUUCCAAUAUUGCCUUGCCUUUUGAGCUCUUGCUACAGUCGCCUUUGCUACUGCUUUAAAAGAAUUUAUAGCUAUUGACAAAGAACAAGACUGUUUUAUUAAAAGCUUUACUCAACUUAAA
This is a messenger RNA of Heterocephalus glaber (naked mole-rat), 4586 nucleotides long. The record is from RefSeq and is a predicted model, not a curated record. Lineage: Eukaryota; Metazoa; Chordata; Mammalia; Rodentia; Bathyergidae.